This is a messenger RNA of Dufourea novaeangliae, 1144 nucleotides long. Its product is annotated as SH3 domain-binding glutamic acid-rich protein homolog. Lineage: Eukaryota; Metazoa; Arthropoda; Insecta; Hymenoptera; Halictidae. The record is from RefSeq and is a predicted model, not a curated record. Gene Ontology annotation, cellular component: cytoplasm. The coding region runs from base 311 to 895 and encodes 194 amino acids. The transcript has 5 exons.
GGGUGUACACAGUUCUGGUAUCAGGAUAGCAGUUGGAUCGUGGCCGCGACGUAGAAAGGAUUGGUGUGCAGUCGCGCAUGAGAACACUCGUUAAACCGGCCUGAAAUGACGUAGCCAGUGGAUCCCAGACCAGCCCAGGCCAGUGCGCGUUAAAUCAGUGUUGCUCAUCGUCGGCGAUCGCCGGACUAAAUAGCCUAUAGCGGUUCACGCUGAUCGCUUAUCACUCCUAUUAGCGGAACCGCAUAAAUCGUGGCACACACGACGAGCAGGAGCGCGAGCGUGUCAAUUGGUACGAGGGCGCCGGCUAACGAUGGUCGUCAAAAUCUACAUAUCGGGUAUCAGCGGCAACAAGGAAGUAAAAAAGAGGCAACAGCGCGUUUUAAUGAUAUUAGAUAGUAAAAAUGUAGAGUAUGAAACCAUUGAUAUAACAGAACCAGGAAAAGAAUUGGACAAGGAGUUUAUGCAAACCAAUGGUAUCGCAAGGGAGAGCAAGUAUCCAUUACCUCCACAAAUAUUUAAUGAAGAGGAAUAUUGUGGGGAUUAUGAAGAUUUCGAUUUGGCAAAUGAGAUGGAUGAAUUGGAAGAGUUUUUGAAAGUGGCUCCUCCUGCUAGUGCAACAGACACUAUUCGAGAUUCAAAUCAAAGUAAGAACAUCCAAGAAAAUGGAAAUACUACAAGUAGAGAGCCUUCCACAGACAAGGAUGCAGUUGCAGUGCAAGAGGAAAGUCUAGAGGAAAGGACAGCUCUGCCAAAUAAAAGUCCAGAGUCAGAUGAAUCAAAACCUGUAGAGCAUGAUGGGGGGACACAUACCACGGCAGAUGAAGACAUAGAACAUCCGGAAGAGAGUAUUGAAAAGAAUGUAGAAAAAUCCGAUGAUCAAGAGAAAGAAGAGUAGGUGGGAAGUAAGCCCAUUUGAUAGUGGGGUAUUUUAUAUUUCUUUGACAUCCUUGAUUCUCCAUGAGUAAGGGUAUUUUAUAAAAGCUAUAUUUAUCACAUUUCUAAGGCUGAGUGAAAGUACUGCCAAGAUAAUAUUUCUGUGCUGCAGAAGACACAUUGAAUGAACAGUAUAAAUGAAGUAUAAGUGACACUUUUAUAGAACAAUUUUGUAUUGCAAUUGAGUAUGUUUUCACCAACAGAUUUUUGA